AUGUCAGCAGCUCGAUCGCUCGCGACCGGUCGGUUUGCCGCCGCCCGGCUCUUCCCUCGCACCUCGCCCGUGGCCGUGCGAGGCUGCCUCUUCUGCCGUCCAUACUCGUCUUCCGACGCGCCGCCGCCACCGAUGCUGGCCAGGCUCAAGGGCGACCUCAAGGCAGCCAUGAAGGCCAAGGAUGCCGCCCGGCUGGCCGUGUUGCGGUCUGUCCUCGCGGCCACGCUCAACGCCAGCAAGACGGCCCAGCCCAUCAGCACGGAUGCGCAGCUGGUGGCGCUGCUGCGACGGACUGCACGGGCAUCGCAGGACGCCGCGGCCGAAUUUCGCAGCGCCAACCGAGCCGACCUGGCCGACAAGGAGGACGCCCAGAUCGCUAUCCUCGAGUCGUACGCGCGCGAGAGCGGCAUCGAGUCCGUCGGCCCCGAACAGGUCCAGGCGGCCGCAGAAGCCGUGCUGGCCGGACUGCAGGCCGAGCUGGCUGCUGGCACCGGCAAGACGACCACGGCCGCUGGAAAGGGCCUCGCGAGCGAGGUGAUGCGGCGGCUGCUGGCACCGGACGGACCGCUGGACGGAAAGGAUGUCGAUAAGAAGGACGUGGCCGUCACUGUGAAGAGGUUGACAGCACAGGCAUAA
Molecule: messenger RNA, 636 nt
Organism: Grosmannia clavigera kw1407
Lineage: Eukaryota; Fungi; Ascomycota; Sordariomycetes; Ophiostomatales; Ophiostomataceae
Exons: 1
Coding region: 1-636 (211 amino acids)
Cellular component (GO): mitochondrion
Molecular function (GO): carbon-nitrogen ligase activity, with glutamine as amido-N-donor
Source: RefSeq, a predicted model, not a curated record